Molecule: messenger RNA, 480 nt
Organism: Cavenderia fasciculata
Lineage: Eukaryota; Evosea; Eumycetozoa; Acytosteliales; Cavenderiaceae
Exons: 1
Coding region: 1-480 (159 amino acids)
Source: RefSeq, a predicted model, not a curated record
AUGAUUAAUAGUAAAAAACAAUUAUUAUUGUUUGUAUUGGGUAUAGUUCUGAUACUUUGUAUUGGACAAGUAAAGGGAGAUGAAUUUGACGAACUUUAUAGAGGCCCACAUCCACACCCAGAAAAAUGUCAUGAAAAGGAGAAAUGUGAGAUAAAGUGCAAUACUGGCAGGGGAUGUGAAGCUAUUCCCAUCAAGUGUAAUACUGGAAACGACCAACAUCAUCACAACAAGGGUUGUAACGAUGACCCAUGUCAAACCAUCCCUUUGCGUUGCAACACUGGUAAUAGUGGUGGUCCUAUUCAUACUGGUACUGGGGGCACUACACGUAGACCAUCUUCGGGAUCUUCGGUCUUCCCAACACUCGGUACUACGCACCCCCACACUGGUACAACCAUAGCCUCCACCAUUGCCUCUACUACCGCCUCCACAACAGCCUCGACAGUUGGUACUUCUUCAACCGUCGGAACUACUGCAGUCUGA